UUUAAGCCUUUGAGAUGCUUCCAUUAAUUGGAAAAACAAUUAUCUUCGAUAACUUUCCUGAUCCCUCUGAUACAUGGGAAAUCACUGAAACAAUUGGCAAAGGAACUUAUGGGAAAGUUUUUAAAGUGCUGAAUAAGAAAAAUGGCCAAAAAGCAGCAGUCAAAAUUCUGGAUCCAAUUCAUGAUAUUGUUGAAGAGAUUGAAGCAGAGUAUAACAUCUUAAAAACACUUUCGGACCACCCUAAUGUAGUCAGGUUCUAUGGGAUGUACUUUAAGAAGGAUAAAGUAAAUGGGGAUAAACUCUGGUUGGUUCUUGAGCUGUGCAAUGGAGGCUCAGUGACUGAUCUUGUGAAGGGAUUUCUGAAGACGGGUGAAAGAAUGAGUGAGCCCAUAAUUGCUUAUAUUUUACAUGAAGCACUCAUGGGACUUCUGCAUUUGCAUAAAAACAAAACUAUCCACCGUGAUGUAAAAGGAAAUAACAUCCUGUUGACCACUGAAGGUGGAGUUAAACUAGUAGAUUUUGGUGUGUCUGCCCAGCUCACCAGCACCUGGCACCAUCGGAAUACGUCUGUAGGAACACCAUUUUGGAUGGCUCCUGAGGUCAUUGCAUGUGAACAGCAAUUGGAUACCACGUAUGAUGCCAGAUGUGACACGUGGUCCCUGGGUAUCACGGCCAUUGAGCUGGGGGAUGGCGAUCCCCCACUUGCAGAUCUGCAUCCCAUGAGAGCCCUCUUCAAAAUACCGAGGUCAGUGGACUAG
Molecule: messenger RNA, 758 nt
Organism: Loxodonta africana (African savanna elephant)
Lineage: Eukaryota; Metazoa; Chordata; Mammalia; Proboscidea; Elephantidae
Product: myosin-IIIa-like
Exons: 6
Coding region: 15-758 (247 amino acids)
Biological process (GO): regulation of actin filament length; sensory perception of sound; peptidyl-serine phosphorylation
Cellular component (GO): photoreceptor inner segment; stereocilium tip; filopodium tip
Molecular function (GO): ATP binding; protein serine/threonine kinase activity; microfilament motor activity
Source: RefSeq, a predicted model, not a curated record